AAAAUAUCUGUGCCCUGACAGUUCAGCAGGAGGAGGAGAGGAACCAUUAUUAGAGCCAUGCAGGAGCAACAAGGCAUACCUCUGGGGAAACUGAAGCCGCAGACACGAUGUUUGAGAUGUGGGGAGGUGCUGGAGUGGUCAGAGGAACACAGUGUCCUGCUGGGCUGUUCCUGCUGUUCUACAGUGGAUGAGACACUGGAGAAUGUUUCCAGAGGCCUGGCCAGCAGAAUGAAGAAGGAGAAGAGCCCCUGGGCGGCGGGAAGGGUGGGCGACAUUGACUUCAUCGGCACUUCUAAGACGAGAGGAAAGUUUGUGAGGGUGCGCAGCAACACAGACCCAGUGCAGAUCUACCAGAUGCUGACAGAGGAAUGGGGCCUUGCCCCCCCACACCUGGUGGUGUCACUGGUGGGAGGAGAUGAGCUGGCUCAGAUGAAGCCCUGGCUCAGGGACACUCUAAGAAAAGGACUUGUGAAGGCUGCACAGAGUACAGGGGCUUGGAUUCUGACUAAUGGCCUUCGCUUUGGCAUCACUAAGCACUUGGGCCAGGCGGUGAGGGAUCACUCGUUGGCCAGCACUUCCUCUAAAGUUCGUGUAGUGGCCAUUGGCGUCACACCCUGGAACAUGAUCCACAACCGAGAGGCAUUACUCACCAGCAACUACACCAAGGUGGACGAGCCUACCGCAUACAAGCCACAGGACUUGCCCCAUGGCUCGGUGUAUUCCCUGGACAGCCACCACUCCCACUUUGUGCUGGUGGAGGAGGAUCCCAACAGACCGGGGGCCACCAGUGAAAUGAGGGUGAAGCUGCUCAAGCACAUCUCUCUCCAGCGCACUGGUUAUGGAGGUGCAGGCAGCUUUGAAAUACCUGUUCUGUGUCUCUUGGUGCACGGAGAGCCCAAGAUCCUAAAGAGAAUGUACAAAGGCAUUGGCAAUUCGACACCAUGGCUGAUCCUGGCAGGCUCGGGAGGCGUGGCUGACAUCCUUGUCACGCUGAUGAAUAGGGGCUGCUGGGAUAUGGACAGCGUUCAUGAGCUGCUGCUGGACACCUUUCCAAAUGCCCACCACAGCACGGACAUCAGUAACUGGGUCAAGCUGAUCCAGAAGAUACUUGAUCAUGGGCAUCUCCUCACCGUCCACGACCCUGAACAGGAGAGCUCUGAGCUUGAUACGGUCAUCCUCAAAGCUUUAGUCAAAGCUUGUAAGAGCCAAAGCCAGGAAGCUCAAGACUUCCUGGAUGAACUGAAGCUGGCUGUGGCCUGGAACAGGGUGGAUAUUGCCAAGAGUGACAUAUUUAAUGGAGAUGUGGAGUGGAAGGCCUGUGACCUUGAAGAGGUGAUGAUGGACGCACUGAUCAAUGACAAACCUGACUUUGUGCGCCUCUUUGUUGACAACGGCGUGAACCUGGGCGAGUUCCUCACCUACGGUCGUCUACAGGAGCUUUACUGGUCUGUGUCGGAGAAGAGUCUCUUUCACAACCUGCUCCUCAAAAAGUACGAGGAGAAGCAGCUUCUGCUCGGAGCUGCCAGAACACCUGGCCCACCUGGGCACCACCCGCCGGAGACAGGGGAACGCAAGCCUCGCUUCACCCUCUACGAGGUCGCCAAAGUGCUCAAGGACUUCCUCCAUGACUCCUGCAAAGGCUUUUACCAAAAGAUUCCCACAGAGAAACCGGCAAAGGGUCGACUGUUCCACAGCCAGAAGAACCUGCCGGAGUUAGAGCAGCGCUGCGAACAUCCUUGGAGGGAUCUCUUCCUCUGGGCUGUCCUUCAGAACCGACAGCAGAUGGCUAACUACUUUUGGGCUAUGGGCCCUGAGGCGGUUGCGGCAGCUCUGGCGGGUUGUAAGAUUCUGAAAGAGAUGGCUCGACUUGAAUCUGAGGCUGAGUCUGCACGUAGUAUGAAGGAGGCGAAGUAUGAGCAAUUCGCCCUUGAUGUCUUCGGAGAGUGUUACUCCAACAGUGAGGACAGGGCUUAUGCUUUGUUAGUGAGAAGAACACACUGCUGGAGCAAAUCUACCGUCCUUAACUUGGCCACUGAGGCUGAUGCCAAAUCCUUCUUUGCCCACGAUGGAGUUCAGGCUCUCCUCACAAAGAUAUGGUGGGGCGCCAUGACGACAGACACAUCCAUCUCCAAACUCGUGGUGUCUUUCUUCUGUCCACCACUCAUCUGGACCAACCUCAUAAAGUUCAGCGAAGAGGAAUUUGAUAAUCGCAAUAACCGCGAGGAGUUUGUGGAGCUGGACAGUCUGGAUACAGAAAAGGCUUUGCUGAUGACUGAUGACGAUGACCCUUUGGACUCUUCAUCUGGAGAUCCUGCAGCUCAGAGCUGUGCGUCUGUCUGGUGGCGUUACCUGAUCCGCCGCUGGCGUCGCUUCUGGAAUGCUCCUGUCACCGUGUUCCUUGGUAAUGUCAUCAUGUACUUCGCCUUCCUCUUCCUCUUCACCUACGUGCUCCUGCUAGACUUCCGCCCACCGCCUCCCUUAGGCCCCGGAGCCCCGGAGAUCAUGCUCUACUUCUGGGUCUUCACCUUGGUGCUCGAGGAAAUUCGACAGAGCUUCUUCACGGACGAAGAGAUGAACAUCUUGAAGAAGUUCAAACUUUAUGUGGAGGACAACUGGAACAAGAGCGACAUGGUUGCAAUCUCACUCUUUGUCGUUGGGGUUUCAUGCAGGAUGGCGAAGAAAACCUAUGAAGCAGGAAGGACAGUUCUGGCGAUCGACUUCAUGGUUUUCACUCUGCGUCUGAUCCACAUCUUUGCCAUUUAUAAGCAGCUUGGCCCCAAGAUCAUCAUUGUGGAAAGAAUGAUAAAGGACGUUUUCUUCUUCCUGUUCUUCCUGAGCGUGUGGAUGAUUGCGUAUGGCGUCGCCACGCAGGCUCUUCUCCACCCCAAUGACCCGAGGAUUGACUGGGUGUUCCGCAGGGCCUUGUACCGCCCCUACCUGCACAUCUUUGGCCAGAUCCCUUUGGAGCACAUAGAUGCUGCUCACAUGCCUGACAUCAACUGCACCAAUAACUCCGAGGAGAUUAUUCUGGGCCUACGGCCGCCAUGUCCCAACGUCUAUGCCAACUGGCUGGUCAUCCUGCUGCUGGUUAUCUUCCUUCUUGUCACCAAUGUCCUGCUGCUAAAUCUGCUCAUUGCCAUGUUCAGCUACACAUUCCAGAUAGUGCAGGGUAACACAGACAUCUUCUGGAAGUUCCAGAGGUACAACCUGAUAGUGGAGUACCACAGCCGCCCAGCACUCGCCCCACCCUUCAUCAUCAUCAGCCACCUCUCUCAGCUCUUCCUUAGCCUGAUCAAAAGGCCUGUGUCCAAGCAGGAGCAUCUUGAGAGGGAGCUGCCGGAGGGGCUAGACCAGAGGCUGAUAACAUGGGAGACGGUGCAGAAAGAGAACUACCUGGCCAAGCUGGAGCGGCAGCAUUGGGAGAGCAGCGAGGAGAGACUCAAGAGCACCUCUUCAAAGGUUCAGAGCUUGCUGCGGAUUGUCGGUGGGUUCAAGGACCAGGAGAAACGACAGCAGUCCAUGGAGGCUCAGGUCAGAUAUUGCGGAGAGGUGUUGUCCUGGAUGGCAGAGUGCUUUUCUCAAAGCACACUGAAGUGCGGGACAGAUGCUCCAAAGGUUCCAAUGUCUCUAACAGGCUACCAGGCAAGCGGCUCCACAGACUCACCUCAAAGUCAACCAGAGAAAGAAGUCAAACAGGAAGUGGCUAAAGCCAGACCAGGGCACUCAGGAUAUGGAGCGAACAAGACAUUUCCUUACAUUGACGAAUAGAGUAACAGUAACUGGUGGCUCACACAAAGCUAUUUAUGAUGCUAUACAUAUUAUUAUAUUUGUGAUUUUCAAUAUAUAAUAAUAUAUUUGAUAGGGGUAAAAUUGGGAUUUAUUUAUUUGGUUGGACUUAAAAUGAUUAAAAUGAUGUUGGAUUUUUCUCAGAUGUUGCCAUGGUUAUUGAGUGAUGGUGCAGGAAAAUGUGUAUAUAUCUUAAGAAACAAAUUCAUUUCAUUCUUAAAAUAAUAGCUUUCAAUUUGAAAAGAUUUGCCAAAUUAUAAUAAUCUGUAAAAGAUUACAUUUCAGGACACAUUAAUAGUUAUACUGCCUCCCGUUGUUGUAAGACAAGAUAAUGGUAUUAUUCUUAUAGGACAUAUUUUAACCUUAGUGCAGCAACAAAUACAUAAUUUAGAUAAAGAAAUGUAUAAGAUGAAGUAAGCUGAGCUUUCUUUUUAAGGCUAUUUUCAUCAGUAUUGGAUGUUAAAUAAAUGCAUAGGAAACAUUA
Messenger RNA from Trematomus bernacchii (emerald rockcod), 4270 nucleotides. It is a transcript of the gene trpm5, whose product is annotated as transient receptor potential cation channel, subfamily M, member 5. NCBI's taxonomy places the organism in Eukaryota, Metazoa, Chordata, Actinopteri, Perciformes, Nototheniidae. Gene Ontology annotation, biological process: calcium ion transmembrane transport. Gene Ontology annotation, molecular function: calcium-activated cation channel activity; ligand-gated calcium channel activity. Gene Ontology annotation, cellular component: membrane. The transcript has 26 exons. The record is from RefSeq and is a predicted model, not a curated record. The coding region runs from base 58 to 3768 and encodes 1236 amino acids.